AUGUCGUCACCAGCAGUGCAGCUUUCAUUCACCCUUCGCACUUCUCCUAAUGUCCGCACUGUCCAUCUCCUGGGUUCAUGGGACAACUACAAAUCCCAACUUCCCCUAUCAGUGGUCAAAGAUCCUGGUGCAAAGCCUGGUUCCUGGAAAGGUACCUUCCGCUUCCAAGGGGCAAACACGCUCAAACUCGGCUCACGUUACUGGUACUACUACAUCGUGGACGGCUACCAUGUCUCUCACGAUCCAGCCAAGGAGUUCGUCACCGAGAAGACAACUGGUCGGAAACUUAACGUCAUUGACGUGCCAUCCGGCGGCAAGGACAGGGACCAUGGUAAAGCGGAACGUCCCUCUGUCAACACCAACGUCUCAUCCAAUCGCUACAGUCGGGAAGUUCCAAAAGGCCGUGCUCUAAGCCCAGGCAAGAUUCAGCAUCCCAAGCCAAGCAAGCCGUACGCUUCACGUGGAGUACGUGAAGCCGACUACGACGAUUCGCCGAUCGACGACCUUGACGAGCGUUUCGCAGGAUACCAUAUCCACGACCCUGCCUCGGCAUCGCCGUCUGAGAUUUCGGACGACGGGUCUUCCAGUGGUACGGCGUUCUCACGUUCGUCUCCGUCAACCUUGUCGAGCGUGAGCGACCGCAGCUGUCGAUGCGAGCGGUACGGCGUGACUCGGUCAGGUCAACGCGUCAAACUUGACUGCGGAGGCAAGCGAUGUGGAGGAUGGAGUUCAUCGGAGUGCGACUCUACAGGUAGCGAGGAAGACUCGAGCGAAGACGAGCGCUACCAGAAAGCUCGAGCACGUGCAGACGCGGAGAAGAGAGCAGCAGCGGCACACGCCAGCAAGGGGCGUAGCCACCCAGAGGAGAAGAGGAGGACAGUCGUGGUGGAGAAGAGGCGGAGAUGA
Molecule: messenger RNA, 906 nt
Organism: Exophiala viscosa
Lineage: Eukaryota; Fungi; Ascomycota; Eurotiomycetes; Chaetothyriales; Herpotrichiellaceae
Exons: 1
Coding region: 1-906 (301 amino acids)
Source: RefSeq, a predicted model, not a curated record